GUUGACAGUAGUGUGACACAAAAUAACAGUCAAUAUUUCAAUUCCAGACAAUUUAUCAUAUUACAGGCAGUAUGGUCUCCGACCUUAGCCUCUGCCACAACAGAACAAACGUUCUAAAAACAAAAACAGUCAAUAUUUUUUUCGCUCGCAGUUUGCUUAUCUAUCUAUAUAAUUAAUUUCUAUUUCGUACUACUUUCUAAUGAACAUUAUUAAAUAUUAAUUAUUUUAAAAUUGUAACCUAAAAUCAGUUUAAUUGAUGAGAAUAAGUGGUAACUUAAACUGAUAAGUAUUUUAACAUGGAGAACAUAACAUCUACUUUUUAUCCAAAAAUAAUGAGCAAACCAAGAACUGCUGGAGAUGGAAUGGAAUCUGAUGAAGGUACAAUAGAAACAGUUCAGAAAAAUGUUACAAAUGCGAUAUUUCCAACUAAAGGGUCGACAAGUAAAUGUAAGGAACCACUUAUUCGCCUUAUCGAGGUGUAUCCUACUAAUAUAAUUAAAACUGAAAAGAAGAAGACCCAUUUACAUUCUAAAAGUCCUAAGUUUGUACCAUAUGAACCUUACACAGCAGCUAUUAAACCAAUCAAACCUCAGUCUGCAUCAAAAGGAUCAAAGAAAUCUAGGAACAAUAUGGAUCUCAAUACAUUAAUUUCUCAGAUGUCACAAAUGAACACAGAUUUAAAUGAAUUUAAACCACGACCAAAACUGUUGUCUAGUAGUGACAAAAGUAUAUCAUCAGAUACAGAGAAACAAAUCCUAGAGAAAGAUGAAAGACAACAAAAGAUACAUGAAUUAUUAUUGGAAAAUGAGUCUUUGAAAGAGCAGUUGAAGCAGCAAGCACAGGUCAAUAAGGAAUUGAAAACUAUGUUAGUAGCAUCAAUGGGAGAAGAUUUAGAGACCCAAGUACAAUCACUUAAUGAAGACAAAAAACACUUAGCAAAUGCUUUGCUAAACUCUGCACAACAUCUUUCUACCCAUCAGGAACAAACAGAAUGGUUGGCAGGACAGUGUGAAGUAUGGAGAAGUAAAUUUCUAGCCAGCAGUCUUAUGGUGGAAGAAUUAGCACAAUGCAAAAAAUUGCUCACUGAGAAGACUGACAAUCUACAACAAGCAAUAAGGCAACUGUUGGAUGAAAGGUGCCGAUCAAGAGACAUGAUGUUGUGUACAUACAAAAAUUUGUACAGUCUACAUGAAAAGUGGCUUGAAAAUGUCACCAUUUCUGAGUACAUGAGCAAUAGCAGAGCUUACAACCGUCCCAUUGGUAACUUGAAUUUCAAUGCUACAACUCCACAUUCUACUAAUAUAAUAGAUUUGGCCUCAGUUAACUUGAAACUGUCAGAAAAUAUUAGUAGUACAGUUGAGAAACAAGAUAUCAGUCAUUUAGAUAAGUUACCCUCGGCUACUGAUGGAGAAAAGCAUGCUGAAAAUGUUAUGGCUAUGCCUUUAGAAGUUAGAAAGGUGAAUGAGGUACCAGUAAAUGCACUGGUCCAUUUAGCAUACAGCAACAGUGGGAACACAGUACGGCCGGUUGCAUCAUGCAUACAUUGCAAUGGAAAGGUUCAACUUCUAUAAAUAUUGCAUUGGUAUAAAUUUCAUUAUUAUCAAUUAGAAUCAUAAAAUUUUGCUAAUAUAAUAAAAUUGUAAAUAAUAUCUGUACAUUGGAGAUAUUUAAGAAAAAAAGUAUAAGGAGUCUAAUAAUUCUCUUAUGACAAUUAUAAUCAACCGAAUAUCGAUUUUUAAAAUAUUGUGAUUCAUAUUUUAUGAUCGAGUUAUACGAUUGAUUAUAAGUUAUACAAUUUAAUAAAUCUUCAUGUAUAUAUUAUUAAUCCCUUUAUAUUAUAUUAUUAAUAAUCUUUAGCUACAAAAUGCCCUUCAUUUGGAAAUAAAUUAUUAUUUCUACUAAUGACAAUGAAAAUCAGUGUUAACAAAAACUGUUAUGCAGUUAUUCAAAAUAAAACAGAAAUUCAUUUAACGUAUUAAGAGGAAUUUAAUUGCCGUACCUGCAGAUAUUCAGUUAUAAGCCAUUUUGCGAUUUUCUAUAAAACCAAUAUAAAAAUUUUGCACUAUAAAAAGAAAAAAGCGUCAAACGUUGCAAUAUUAAUAUAGAUCCACACCCGAUAUCUUUGGUCCACAUACAUGUUGACUUAUUUUUGUCAUCACUAGGGAUUACAGCCAGUAAUCCACAUUUAUUCCAAAAAUACAA
Molecule: messenger RNA, 2202 nt
Organism: Galleria mellonella (greater wax moth)
Lineage: Eukaryota; Metazoa; Arthropoda; Insecta; Lepidoptera; Pyralidae
Product: golgin-45
Exons: 6
Coding region: 297-1571 (424 amino acids)
Biological process (GO): Golgi to plasma membrane protein transport; Golgi organization
Cellular component (GO): Golgi membrane
Source: RefSeq, a predicted model, not a curated record